Molecule: messenger RNA, 543 nt
Organism: Myzus persicae (green peach aphid)
Lineage: Eukaryota; Metazoa; Arthropoda; Insecta; Hemiptera; Aphididae
Product: putative nuclease HARBI1
Exons: 2
Coding region: 1-543 (180 amino acids)
Source: RefSeq, a predicted model, not a curated record
AUGUCUGUUAGUAAAAAUAAUAUGACAGACGAUGAAGAUUUUAUGGAACUGGGAUUACUUCUAGUUUUUCCUAGAAAGAGAAAGAUGUUUCUGGAGCUGCCCAACCAUUUCACGAAGUGGAGAGAUGAACAGUUUUUUAAUUGUUUUCGCCUUUCCAAAAAUACUGUUUACUUCAUACUUGAUCACAUUAAAGAACGUAUAGCAUCACCAACAAAUAGGAACAAUGCUGUAACCCCCGAACAGAAACUUCUGAUUACAUUACGUUACUAUGCUACAGGAUCGUUCCUAACGGUAUGUGGUGAUUUUGUAGGAGUUCACAAAUCAACAGCUAGUCAAAUCAUUCGGCUCGUUUCUCACGAAUUGGCAUUAUUAAGACCUACAUUUAUAAAUUUUCCAUCAACUUCUGCAGAAAUCGAUUCAAUACGACAGAAGUUUUAUAAAGUUUCUAAGUUUCCAAAAUGUGUUGGUGCUAUUGAUUGUACUCAUGUUAGAAUUAUAUCUCCAGGUGGACUGGAUUCAGAAAUCUAUAGAAAUAGGAAAUAG